AUGCCGCCACGAAUAAACCUCCCGCCCGUGACGCGCAUCAGCCUCCUCGCCCUCGGCCUCCAGUCCGUCCUCAGCGCUGCCAUCCGAUACCGCCAGUGGACGGCGCACUCCGAGAUUGUCAUCCCAUAUCUCAACCUGAUUCCUCAGCUAUCGCUUGUCUACCCGUGGACCUUUGUGACAACCACCCUCGUCGAGAGCAACAUCUUCACCUUCAGUAUCGCAGCCCUGACCCUCUACCAUGGCGGUCGUUACCUUGAGCGCGCCUGGUCCUCGCGCGAGCUCGCCAAAUUCCUGCUCGUCACCUCCCUGAUCCCGAACGCUCUCUGCUUUGCCACCUUGAUCCUCUUCUUCACCUUUACCAGGAACGAGCGAUGGACACUCAUGACCAUCGCCGGCACCAUCUCCCUCCAAAUCUCCUUCCUCGUCGCUUUCAGCCAGCUCGUCCCCGCCCAUACCGUCACCCUCUUCCGCGGCAUCCUCUCGCUCCGCGUGCCCCGUUUCCCACUUCUCUACAUUGGCGUCGUGACGGCCUUGUGCCUCACCCCCAUGCUCACGAGCGUAUCUUUCCUACUCGCCGUCUACGGCUUCAUCACAAGCUGGACCUACCUCCGUUUCUACAAGGCCGUCUUUCCCGACCUCGACCAGUCCCAGACGAGCUCCCUCCGCGGUGACGCCAGCGAGACCUUUGCCUUUGCCGAGUUCUUCCCCGGUCCCGUCCGGCCCGUGGUUGCGGGCAUCUCCGAGAACGUCUUCAACAUGCUGGUCGCCAUGCGCGUCUGCACGCCUUUUACGCAAGAUCACAUCUCAGCCGCGCGAGGCGACAAUGCCUUCUCGCACCACAGCCACCAACGCGGCGUGCCCGGCAGCGCAAGAGCCGAGGCUGAGCGUAGGAGGGCGCUGGCUCUUAAAGCUCUCGACCAACGUCUGCAUGCUGCCACCGCCGGCGCCGCCGCUCGCGCUUCGAGUAACCCAGCCCCGCCCGCUGUUCAGCCCCCCGCUCCAUUGGCUACCGGCCCAACCAUUCAGACACAACCGCAGGCGAAUACGCAAAAGACGAUGACGGCGCAGACGGGCGAGGCGGGCUCCAGCUCCGAUAAUGACGGCAGCAGAAGCAGCGCUUGA
Molecule: messenger RNA, 1122 nt
Organism: Neurospora hispaniola
Lineage: Eukaryota; Fungi; Ascomycota; Sordariomycetes; Sordariales; Sordariaceae
Product: eukaryotic integral membrane protein-domain-containing protein
Exons: 2
Coding region: 1-1122 (373 amino acids)
Biological process (GO): retrograde vesicle-mediated transport, Golgi to endoplasmic reticulum
Cellular component (GO): membrane; Golgi apparatus
Source: RefSeq, a predicted model, not a curated record